CAAAUUUGAAGAAAGGAAACUUUAAUGUGAUUGAAUUAUCUUCUCCUUUCCACCGACAGGUUCAACCAGUUUUUGUGGCGUCGGCGACAAAUGCAAAGGUUCAGCAAUCAUUCUCUCCAACUGGCUCCAACAAAUCUUGUCAGCCUUCGGUUCUUGGAUGCAAGGUGCUUACCAGUGGAGGGAAACCCCAGGCUGUUGUUGCCCCUGUGUCACCUUCGGGCAGUGCCUCCAGUAGAUCAUCUCCAGCUAUGGCAUCUGUUCCUAGCGGGACACCUGCCACAGUGGUUGUUGGCGGAAUGCCUGUAACAGGCAGUGGGAAGAGGCCAACUGCAACAACAAGUCCCAUCCGACCAAACUUCAGUAGAAGUGACUUAAUUGAGCAGCAACUCAAGACAGACCAGGGUGGAGCAUGCAUGCCGGACACAUGUACACCAUUUCAAAGUACAAGUGAUGCCUGUAAGCGCCUCAUACGUUACCACGUGUUCAAUGAACAGCUUCUUUCACAGCAAGACCUGGAGAAGGCAGAUGAGUUUUUUGAGGCAACAGCUAAACAUCUGUUGGACAAGUUCCGACAAAUGAUGAACAAAUACCGCUAUCUCCUACUCAUGGAAAGCAUGCGUGAGGUGAAUACUUCUGAGCUGAUGAUGAUUGAUCGCAUGUUCGUAGCAGAGGAACAUGGCCUACUAGAACGCUUAAAAGAAGAGGAACGCAGGGCAAAGGAGGAGCCAGUGGCACCUGUUGAACAGCAGCCAUCAUCCCCUCCUCCAGCAGGAGUCCUGACAACCAUCAAGACAGAACCAGGGCUGCCAGCUUCAGGUGCAACAACAACUGGUGAAGGACUGAGAGAAGUGCGUGUGGUAGUGCGAGAUGUUAUGAAGAAUGAGUCUAUCAAGCGUGAGCUAGAGGAGGACAAGAAGUUCACCGUUGUGAAGAGAGAACGUCUCGAUAGUCCUGCCAGCAACAAAGUCAUGCAUCAAGCUUAUGAUGAGUGGGAAGAGAUUCAGAAAGAACUUGCAGUGUACUGUGGUUCUAAUAAUAUUACUGCUUCUGGAAGUACUGGAAACCCCAGUCUUACACCUGCUAUAAAGGUGGAAGAAGUACCAAAAGCACCUGAACAACUAUCAGAUGAACGUUUAUGUCUCUCCACUGCAGUUAGUGUAAAGGCGGAGUCUGAUUCCAUCUCCUUGGACUUGAAACUUGUAGAGGCAGAGGGAAAAGUGCAACCACAUGGUGAUAAUAUUGAUGAUAUACAAAAACUUCCUUCAGCAGGGUCUCCAGGAACAAAGGCAAGGUCUGGGGCAUGUGGUCCCAGAGAUGAGGGGGGAGGGACACAAGAGGAAGUGAAUAUGACUCAGUGUAGUGAGGAUAGUGUAGGGGAGAAGAGAAAGGAAUUCUGUGAUACAAAUAUAGAUGGCAUGGCAUCAGUUGGACACAGGAAGAAAAGACACAAACAUGGUUAUUCGCCGCAGCAGAAUGAGUGUGUGGAUGAUAAGGAUGAUGAUAUAAAUGCGCAAGUGCAGAGUGCCAUAGACAGCAUUCUCAAUCUCAAACGGUCAGAUGAUGGCUUUGAUAUUCGUCCAAAUGCUACCACACCAUCUCAUAUAGGUGUGGAUGAAGGCUUAGACUGUGAAGAUACAAGGCAGUAUCUAACCACAGAGCGAACAGAGUCUGCUACCAGUUCCUCCAAACAGUGCAGUACUAGUGCUAGUGAAAUAAUAAGAACCAGGCAUAAACGUAAUAGUGUAUCCUGUAAACCAGUAGAUCAGCAGGUUGUGAACCACCAUGAGGACAGCAGCAGUGUUGACAAUACUGACUCAGCCUUAGAUGAGGCGGUCAGAAGUAUACUGACAUCCUGACCUCUGGAUGUGCAGCAAGCUCUUCCGAGCUUUGCUCCACCUGGAGUGUUGGGCAACUGGUCUACACUAUGUUAAGGGUUGAAGAAGUUAUUGCAAGUGGCAUUUGAAAGGGAACAUAAUAUUGGCUUAUUUUCUGUUUGAAUAUGAUCUGUUGGAUUAGUAAUACAAUGGAACCCCUUUUUAUGUCCCUCACUUUCAGGUUUUCGUUCAUUUAAUGUUAAGCUUCAGUGGGCUGAAGUUAAUAAUCUCAGUGUUAAAUUUCCUUUGUAUAAGAUUUGCCUACGUUUAGUGUUCUUAUCCACUGUUCCACAACAAAAACUUAAAUUGGGAUUUCAAUGAAUUUGGGGCUGGACAGAAAUGUUAAAUUUAAGGUACUGCAGUGACAGAUUAUUUCAUAACACUUAGAUCUCUCUCAGUUUAUGCUCUUAUCAGGGAGCUUCAUACAGUUUAAUUUUGUAAUUAUUUUGCCUUUUCUAUGUCCUUAUUCAAUAAGACAGAUUUGUAACUGUUGCGUAAUAAUAAACUAAGCAUUGCUAUUUGAUGCUUUGGACUCAGUCAAAGAACAAGGUACUGUAUUUGUUAUUUAUUUUCUUGUUUCUUAUAUAAAAUAAACACCAGCACUGUACAUUCUAAACAAAGACAUUGAGCGGGAUGAAUAUGAAUAACAUGCUGGAUACAUCAUGACAGCAGUUCCUAUAUUGAAGUAUUGUAUAAUUACUGUUUUACUACACGAGAAACAUGUUUUUUAACCAUUUUAUGAUGCCUGUAUAGUUAAGUGAUUCAUUACGAUUUACACUGCUGUGUAAGGAGACAAGUUUCAUGCACGUAUCUCUCUUUGCAUGGAUAUACUGUGUAUAAGUGGCAUGACAAAAAUUUCUUGGUAUGUGAAAGUUUGUUUCAAAGAAAUGUGAGUAUUCUGAUAAAAAGCAGUAACUGAAUUAAUGAUGAAACUUUACUUCGCAUGUAGAUGUGUGAGUGAGAAUGAAGUUUAUGUGUAAUUUCAACCUCCUCGGAGGCAUAAAAUGUGUCAUCUGUUGAAAUUGUUCCAUCGUUCCAGUACACCUCGCAAUUGCCAUUUUCUAGGUGAAUGUAGUGGAAGGAGGGUGGCCAGUCUGUUGGUCUCACUCAGUGUCUAGGUAUAUAGGUCAAUGAAAGUAAGUGUGAGGAUGUGAAGAGUGGUACUGCCCAUUGGGAAGGGGCCAUGAUCUCAUAUAUAAGACUAGCAGCAGGAGCAAGGUCAGGAGUAUUGAGUAUGAUGCAAUAUGAUACAAAGGGAUUAAGUAAUUAAGAAGAAAGUUCCAAAAAAUAUAUGAAACUAGGCUACUUGGUUUGUAUCUGUCAAUUUUGAAGAUGUGGGGAUGUUUUGACUACUUAAUUGGCCUCCCUGAUGAUGUAAGUAAUGUAAGGACAGGUAUGUGCUAGGUCUUCUUUGUUGCCAUAUUCAGUGCCAUGUUUGAUCCCACUGGGGUGUUCAACUAUUGCACACUGUUUAAUUUUUACCCUGGUGUGUCUGAUAUCCUAGAUGUCCUAGUAGAGAUAUAACAGCCAGUGUGACUAAUGUAAUCAUAAUCUGCAAUAGGUACAAGAUUUUUGUGUCAGGCAUAUAGGUAGCACUUUAAAACUCAGAAACUUUGCAUUUUACCCACAUAAUAUUGUCACGUGUUGGGUAUAUGUCACGCGACAAAUAACUUCACGCUGUCUUGGAUAUAGCGAAUUUAU
Molecule: messenger RNA, 3575 nt
Organism: Cryptotermes secundus
Lineage: Eukaryota; Metazoa; Arthropoda; Insecta; Blattodea; Kalotermitidae
Exons: 4
Biological process (GO): positive regulation of DNA-templated transcription
Cellular component (GO): SWI/SNF complex
Source: RefSeq, a predicted model, not a curated record